AUGAGGUCUCGUCCAUCAUCAUCUGUCACUUCACCAGAGCGUCGCAACAUGGAGAGUGCGCAGCUCGGCUACUCCUCCGCUGAGCGCGAGCCAGACAGGCCGCGCUUGCCUCGCCUUCCGCCUAGGCCGAGUGGACAGUCUCCGAAGCGCCCCAGCUCUCUCAGCACUCCCAGCCCGUCUGAGCCGGAGGAGGAGAUCGAAGCGACAUCAGACGCCCUGGAUUCGCCCGUGGCUCCUCGGCGCCGGAGCAAAAGGUGCACCGGCAGUUCGGCCGCGAGCAACGACAACUCUGCGUCGGCGACGAGUAUGAACCCCAUGCCUUCCAAGACCAAGAAGACUAGAGCCAAGCGGCCAGCUGGGAACGUUCCCGCUGCGACUCAGGACGACACCCCGGUCGCAGUGCAGCCGACGCGUAGGAUCACGCGCCGCCAGACCAAGGAACGAUUCCCUGAGCCCGAGGAACCCGCCGAAACCGCCGAGCCCGCCAUGCCGAUGGUGGCAGGGAUGGCCCCCGAGCCGACCGGCAUUCCGCCUAGGCGCCCCAUUCUCCGCUCCAGGGCUGCCAGGGCUGCGCCCGUCUCGGACGCUGCCGACGCUCCUGUGACGCGCGCGACACGGAGGGCGAAGCGUGUCUCCUUCUACGACGCUGGGGUGGAAGAAACCUCAGAGGUUGAAACCGGCCUUGAGACUCCCUCGUCGGCCGACGAGUCCCAGAACGCUGAGGCGACGCCGACGAAGACAUCGAAGAAGAAGCGCAAGCGCUCCUCAACAUAUACCACGCUUGAGGCUGCAGACUCGCCCAAGUCCGCCAAGAUCUCUCGAACAUCCCGUACUGCAAAUGCAGCGGUCGCCGACGCGUCGACUCCCGAGCCGACCGCUUCUCCUGACGUUCCCGUCGAGGUCGAGGUUAACGCAGCGCCGCUGACGCAGAAAGUGCCCACGACUCCAAGGCGAGCGAGACGCUCCCUCAUCACUACCGGCACGCCCAGGACACCCGUGAACGCCACGGCGGUCGACAAUGCAGUAACGAGGGCUCUGGCUCUGCGCGGGUUCGCAGGCUCCCAGGUCUUCCGGUCCAGCUCACAGGCAAGUCAGUCGAGCUCUUCCCCCGAGCCCGAACCCGCCGCUCCUCUCGAACCCGCGCAGCAUGAGGUAACCAUGGACGAAGACGCAGUCUCCUCGCCGACGCCUUCUCAGUCCGAGUCUGAGUCGCUCCCUGUCCCGGCGAUGGAGUCGAGUGGCCUGACGCCCCAGUCGCCCAUGCCGGGCUCCUCUGCGUCCUCGUCUUCGGGUUCCGAAGGGGAGGACGGGUGGGACUCAUCGUCGUCUGCGGCGUCGUCGUCUUCGUCUGAUACAGACCCACCGAUGCUGCUAAGCGGAACGGAGCUGGAGCGAACCAUGUCCGCGAUUGACGAGGCAUUUGUCGCGCCAGUGAUCCCGUUAUUGGAUCUUCCAUUUCCCGUACCGGUGACGCCGACGCCUGCCCCCGUGUCCGGCGAAACGGCACAGCUUGACAGGGACUCGUCGGCCGACAGCGAGGAGCGCGUCGAGCGCGCUGUGCAGGAUCGCGCCGUGCAGGCUGAAGCUGAGGCUACGGUCGAGCCCAAUGUUGAGCCCUCUGCUGGUACGACAUCUCAGCCCACCGAGACCAUCGCUGAGGCCCGCCAGCGCUACAACGACCUGACGAGGGAGUUUGACGCGCUGCACAAGGAGUUGGAGGCGGAGAGGGCCAGGGUGCAGGGCCUCAGGGAGGUCAGGCAGCAGCGUACUCAGCUCAGGCGCGAGAAUCAGCAGCUCAGGGCUCAGAUCAUGACGCUCGAGCAGAGACUCACACGACUGUCGUAG
This is a messenger RNA of Trichosporon asahii var. asahii CBS 2479, 1845 nucleotides long. RefSeq lists its product as uncharacterized. Lineage: Eukaryota; Fungi; Basidiomycota; Tremellomycetes; Trichosporonales; Trichosporonaceae. The coding region runs from base 1 to 1845 and encodes 614 amino acids. The record is from RefSeq and is a predicted model, not a curated record. The transcript is spliced from 2 exons.